This is a messenger RNA of Emericellopsis cladophorae, 885 nucleotides long. RefSeq names its product rRNA-processing protein-like protein. Gene Ontology annotation, cellular component: small-subunit processome; nucleolus. The transcript is spliced from 3 exons. Lineage: Eukaryota; Fungi; Ascomycota; Sordariomycetes; Hypocreales; Bionectriaceae. The record is from RefSeq and is a predicted model, not a curated record. Gene Ontology annotation, molecular function: small ribosomal subunit rRNA binding. The coding region runs from base 1 to 885 and encodes 294 amino acids.
AUGAGAGGAAAGCGGGCGAAGCAGUAUCGCAAGCUCAUGGAGCAGUACUCGCAGACCUUCGGGUUUCGCGAGCCGUACCAGGUCAUUGGGAUGAUCAAAGAUACCUGUCGCUUCAAGAUGGAGCUCACCCCCGCUCUCGAGAGGACGGUUCGAGGAAAAGUCAAGCCUAUGAUCACACAAUGCGAGAUCCGCAAACUAUACGCGCAAUCAAAAGAACCCGGGAUGAGCGAAGCGAUUGAAGUCGCCAAAACCCUCGAACGACGUCGUUGCGGGCACCACCCGGACGAGUACCCCGACCCGUUACCCACAGACGAGUGCCUGACCAGCGUUGUCGAUCCAAAGAGUUCGGGCGCGAACAAGCACCGCUACGUGGUGGCUUCGCAAGACGAGGGUGUGCGACAAGUACUGCGGACAGUCAAGGGCACGCCACAAAUCUACGUCAACCGAAGUGUCAUGAUCCUGGAACCCAUGCCGCCCGAGAGUGCGCAGCUGCGAUCAAAGGAGGAGAUUCAAAAAUUACGAGCAGGUCUCGCGCAACGAAACCAGAGCAAGAGGAAAAGGGAAGACGGCGACGACGACGAUGAGGCCAAGGACACCAAUGGUGAUGCCAAGGAAGCCGAUGCUGAGAAGGUCGGGAAGCAGGCAGCCCCCCAAGCAAAGAAGAGCAAGAAGAAUCACGGCAAAGGGGUGAAAGGUGCGAAUCCGUUGGCCAUGCAGAAGAAGAGGCCGCGAAAGGACCCCGCGAUGCAGAAUAAGAAGCCCAAGGCUGCGGCGAGCAAGCCCGAAAAGACAGGCGAGGCUGCAGCCGACUCUAAAACUCCCAGAGCGCCCAAGACAGGGGCAGCAGAAUCACAGGGGCAAGAGACAGGCGACGCAGAUGUCUGA